Sitodiplosis mosellana (orange wheat blossom midge) is the source of this 5423-nucleotide messenger RNA. RefSeq names its product protein jim lovell (gene lov). NCBI's taxonomy places the organism in Eukaryota, Metazoa, Arthropoda, Insecta, Diptera, Cecidomyiidae. Bases 2281 to 5124 code for a protein of 947 amino acids. Gene Ontology annotation, molecular function: DNA binding; protein binding. Gene Ontology annotation, biological process: regulation of transcription by RNA polymerase II. The transcript is spliced from 8 exons. Gene Ontology annotation, cellular component: nucleus. The record is from RefSeq and is a predicted model, not a curated record.
GUUGCUGUUGUUGUCGUCGUCGUUAAGUCGUCGGUUUGGAAGGCAGCAGCAUUUAUUCUAUAUGGAGAGAAUUUUCACCAAACAAAAUAUUUACCGUACAUAUCGUCCCGCGCGUGUAUGGGAACGAAUGAGAAGCAAAAAAAAAUAUAAUGUGUAGCAUUUUAAGCACUUACUAUUCGUAAGUCGAGCGAUAUAUAUACACAAUCAGUCGGUCGAAGUCAGUCACGGCGCUAACCUUAAAAUGUUCGGUUCAGUAUAGUUACUCGGUUUGUUUUGUGUUUGGUUUCGCUCUUCGUCGUUAUUUUAUUUUUAUUCCUUGAUUUCCCACUGCAGAAAAAAGAAAACAAACGCGAACGAGUGUUUCGAAACGGAAUUGAAUAGAUGAGUAAAUAUGGAUAAAAUUGUGAAACGCGCGUGAUUUGAAAUAGCCAGAAAAAAUAAUUUUGGGCAACAAAAAAAAAAAAAAAAUAAACAAUUGUUUGGUUUUGAUUUUUGCGAAUUUUUUCCAAACGGUGCAAAUAAAAAAGAAAAUCAACGACAGAUCUUUACUUGAUCGGAAAAGUGGAAACAAAAGAUUUCGCGCUGACGGGAAAUGUGAAAAUAUUUGUGAAACCGUUUUCCCAAAUCCAAAUAGCCGCUUAAAUGGAAAUGUGAUGGAAAAUCGAAUGAUAAGAAGCUGUCGAUAGUGAAAAAAAAAAAACAGAAUUGAUAAGAAAUUUUUUCUUGGCGGCCGGAUUUUCUUGGGGAGAAAAUUCAAAUGACAACCAUUUUUUGUUGCUGGUGAAAUGUUUACUAUUGGUGAAUUGUCCACAUUUUACGCCGAUCACAAGCAUAUGGCUCACAAUCAAAGGAGACCGUGAUUUGUUUCUUUUCUUUUCGUUGGAACUAUUUUUUUCGAAUAUGAUCGCGCCGCCUGAUACAUUUGUGACACAGAACAAUUUGAACGGUGUAAUUGUGACAUUUUAUCGAUUGGAUUCGACUUUGAUUUGUUCGUGCAAUUAGGAAAUGCUCGCCAUUUACAUCGCAAAGACUGUGAUGACCGCAACCGAUGUGAGAUCCAGCGGGCAUAUCAAAUAUGCAAUAAAUAUUAGGAGCACUUUGACUAAUCAAAUUGACUAACCAAUCCAUUUGAGUGCUUCGAAACGAAAAAAAAAAUUUGAAACAGCGAAAACUUACCGAGUUUUUGCACUUUGUGAUCUCUUUGAACCUACACAUGAAAUGUGAAAUUAAAGUGCAACCCAACAUGUUCAAUCCAUUUUGAUGUGCUUAUGUGUGAUGAUUUACUCUUGAAUGAAGAAAACAAAUGCUGUGCAAUUUAAUGAAACAUUUAUUACAUUCCGAUUUCCAAGUUUUUCAACGAGUACAAUUUUUUGGAUACAUACAAAAUUUAAGAUAUCUGAAUUACCGCAAGCGAUAAACAUUUAAAAAUCAUUGUUCACGCCAGUUUAACCACCGACACAUAAAAUAUUGCAAGGAACGACACACGGAAGAAGAAAAAAGAAAACUACGACGACGACGACGCGUAUCGAGUUAGAGUGUGUGUCACAUCAUCAUCAUCAGCGAACGUGCGCGUUUGCCGAUUACAACAACAACGCAAAGAGAGUAAAAAAAUAAUAAACAAAAGCAUCAAAAAUAGUAAAAUCGUAGCAAAAGUCAAAUGGGAAUAUCGGUGCAUCGGUGCUGAGUAUCGGUGAGUGAGAGAGAGAGAGAGAGAUUUCGAACAAAGAGAAAGGAAACGGAAUAAAUUGUGUGAAUAAAAAAAAAAUAUAGAAGGUAUCACACAGCACACACGAAACAAAGAAGAAGCAACAUAAAAAUUAAUAAGAAUAACCAAAGUGUUGUUGAGUGCGUAAAUGAAGACAGAGACAAAGAGUAUCGAGUGCGGCGAAAAACUGAUUUACAGCCAUUACAAAUCGAACAGUGCAUAGAGUGUGUUUAUUUAGUUGCAAAAAGCGAGAAAAAAAGUAAGAGACAAUAUUGAACAGUGAAAGACACCGUGGUGACAGUGGCAGAAAGAGAUAGAAUAAAAUCGAGCAAAAGGUGCGUGCAGUGAGUAAAAGAGAUAGAGUGAAAGAGCCUUGAAAGAUAGCGGUAAUAUUAACACAAACAAAACUGAUUCACAACACAAACAGAGCCAAACAGAGACAGAGAGGCCAAGAGUGAAACGCUGAGUGUGAGCGAGUGAAGAAACAAAUAGAGUGAGUGAGAGUGCGAGUCUGGGGCGCGCGAUAUAGAAGCUAAACGAACGAACGAACGUUUUUUUUUUCUUUCAAAAAAAUAAUGACAGAACAGGAACAUUACAGUUUGCGGUGGAAUAAUCACCAAAAUCAUAUAUUGCGUGCGUUUGAUGCUCUGUUACAAACAAAGUCAUUAGUCGAUGUGACGUUGGUGUGUGCCGAAACCAGUAUACGCGCUCACAAAGUCGUUCUGUCCGCCUGUUCGCCAUUUUUUCAAAAUGUUUUUGCCGAAAAUCCGUGCAAGCAUCCUGUGAUCGUACUCAAAGAUUUCCCGGGCUGGGUGGUGCAAGCCGUUGUUGAUUUUAUGUAUCGCGGUGAAAUCAGUGUGCCGCAAAAACGUUUAGAAACAUUAAUCCAGGUGGGCGAAUCAUUGCAAAUCCGUGGUCUAGUCGAGCAACGUGUUGCUACAAAGGAUUUGACCAACGUUGCAUCCAUUGCUGCUGAUCCAUUGGAUGAACCGUCGUCAUUGGGCGGCGAUGAUUACUUGGACGCACCACAAUUAUCAAACGAAUCCGUCAAUGAACAAUAUGACGAUGCACCGACUGCUGCUGCUGCUGCAUCAUCAUCAUCAUUACUGGUAACCGCACAAAAUGGUACAAAGCAUCCGCGUCUAUUAAAUUCGAAUUCAUUUACUGACAUUUCGGUUGCUGCUUCGACUUCUUCAACUGUAAACACAACACAAAUACAACAACCGUUGUCGUCGUCAUCAUCGUCGUCGAUAAACCAUCUUCAUCAUCAUCAUCAGCAACAACAACAACAACAACAACAACAACAACAGGCCAACGAGAGCCGUGAAACAAAUUGUACAUCACCAAUGCCACGACGAAAACAGGCACGACCACGGCGUCGGUCGGGCGAAGGUGGUCCACACGAUUAUUCCAGCAAAUCGGCAUCACCGCUACCAAUCGAACCAGAUGCCAAUGACACAAUCGAAACGGAAAUGCACAAAGAACGCAUCGAAAACAACAGCAGCCGCACCAGCAGCAGCCACAGUAACAGUAGCAAUGUAAAUGAACAAAGGAAAUUGGUGAACAAACGCAUCGAAUCGUUGACGGGACAUCAUACAGCCAAUUUAGACACUGACACAGUGGUCGAUUGCACUGUGGCCGCCAUCGAACAAUCCAUCAUCCGUGACAAACUGAACGCUAACGAGGACGACAUGACCGAUAAUGAGCUUGAUGACGAUGACGAUGAAGAUAAUGAGGCGGGCGUGCAUGAUAUGCGCGUUGAUGACAUGGAAGCGGAUGAUGAUCUCGAUGAAGACGAUCGUGAUCUUGACGAGCAUGACGACAAAUUAUCGCUGGACGGUCGCAAAUUGAGGAAACGAGGCCGUCCAUUCUUUUGCGAAGACGAUGAUGGCGACUCAAGCGCACCCGAACACGAUGACGAUCUGGAUGAUGCCGAUGGCCCCGAAAAUCUGUGCAUUAAAAAUACCAGAGACUCAAACAACGAAGGUGUUAGCAAUAACAACAACAACAAGGACAACAACUCUAGUAGUAAUAGCAACAGCAAUAAUAACAAUCGGAUAGGCUUAGCGCUGAAAGACAUUCGGCAUUUGAAUCGACCACCUUCACAUUGUCGGCAAAGUUUUUUUCCCGGAUUUCCGGUGCAUCAUCACAACCAAAAGGGCGAACAUUUGGCACAAUCGAGACAGGAACAAUUGCAUAAACAGGAACAACAACAACAACAACAACAACAGCAGCAGCAGCAACAACGUCAAUUGCAUCAGGCGUCGCACAAUAGUCAAGCCUUUUUGGAUUCACAAGCCGAACAUAUGAAACGUGAAGCGCUCGAAUCACGGCUUGAAAGCGAAAAUGCAUACAUUGACCAAAUGGAUUUAUCGUUGGCUGCAGCUGCUGCCGCCGCAGCCGCUGCCCAUCAUCACAAUGCCAGUUUGCAUCAUCCGAACUCGCGACACCAUGAAUUGGAAAACAAUUUGCACAAAGACUUCACACCCAGCUCACCCAUGAGCCUACAAUCACAUUUCAAUCCACGUGAAGGUCCGCCACAUCCUCCGUCGCCAUUGCAAUUUCCUGGUAUGUCAUCCGCAUUGACACUAACACCGCCACAUCACAUGUUCGGCUUGGAUUCGCCGCUGUCGCUUUUUCCACCUGGCAUGGAUCCUGGCAAAUUGUACAAUCCGCUAAUGGAAAUGCCCGAUCCCAGAUCAAUGCAUCCACAUCAUGGUCCAUAUUUGAAGAAGAAAAACAAACUGAGCCGGCCCAAAGGUCAACAUUCAGCGCCACGCGGUGGACCGCCACGUUCAUGGACAAAUGCUGAGUUGACCGAGGCGUUGCAUCACGUUUGGAAUAAGAAAAUGACCACGAGCCAAGCAUCUCGACUCUUUGGCAUACCGUACAAUUCGCUAUUGAUGUAUGUACGCGGAAAGUACGGUAAAAGUUUGAAUUUGGAACAAUUACGAAAGGGUUGCAUCAGCGGGCCACCGAUUGAAUUGCUGACAAUGGGCCUUGGUGCACACACGAAUAACAAUGGCGCUCCGUCGAAGAGCGGUCACAAUUCCAGCCGAUCCAACAAAGAGCUCAAAGAAAUGGACGAAAAUCAAGGUGGUCGAGCGAGUGGUUUGAGUUCAAUGAAACGUAGUACACCAUCCGAGCCGGAUUUAUUACCGAAUCCGAAUGCCAUGUUCAAUCCAUUUUCGCCUGGAUUCUAUCCCGAUUUUUCGGCCGGUUUUCCCGGAUUGCCGUUGAGCAUGUUGAAUUUGCUGCCGCCGGAUCGGCAUCCACCAUUGCAUGGCAUGCAAAUUGACGAGGAUUGCAAGAGUGAUCGCUCAAAACAGUCGCUAGAAGAUGACUACCCGAUGCCGCAACCAUUACCACUGAAUCGAGACGACAGGCGCGAGCUCAUUCAGCAAAAUGGCCAAGAUUAAAAUAACCGAAAAGAAAAAAAAAACAAACAAACAAAAAACACAUGCAACGUAAUUGAAUACAUUUGCGAUAUGUGAUGCAAUGCCCAAUGGUUGCAUUUGCAUUCACCAUUUUAUACAAUUCAUUUUCACUUUUUGAACUUUUCUAAUGAAAACAAAAGAAGGAAAACAUCCAAACAUUUAAGUAAAAUACAAACAAGAAUUUUUCGUUGUUUUCUUUUUGUAAAUUCAUUCAACAAUUUACAGAAGAAGAAAAAAAUUCAUUCAAAUGAUCGAACAACAAAUAACCAAACGUAUAAAAA